Lichtheimia ornata is the source of this 1482-nucleotide messenger RNA. RefSeq lists its product as uncharacterized. The transcript is spliced from 5 exons. Gene Ontology annotation, molecular function: zinc ion binding. Gene Ontology annotation, biological process: regulation of DNA-templated transcription. Lineage: Eukaryota; Fungi; Mucoromycota; Mucoromycetes; Mucorales; Lichtheimiaceae. Gene Ontology annotation, cellular component: nucleus. The record is from RefSeq and is a predicted model, not a curated record. Bases 1 to 1482 code for a protein of 493 amino acids.
AUGGAUAACGACUCUUGGGCUGUUCAUAAACUGAGCGAGUUUCUCGGCUUUGAUGAUGAAACGCUUAAAACUCAAGUGCUGCCGUACUUAAAGACGUUGAAGACUGCUGACGAAUUCUCAAACCAUUUGAUGGAAAUGCUUGGAUCAGAUCAAGACCGCAUUGCUUUCAUUCAAGAGUAUACUACGCGUCACUUUGCUGGACCCAAGAAACAAGCACUAUCACAGCCAUCAUCAUCACCGCAGCAAAGGCAACGAUCGACACCAACACCACCACCACCACAGCCACAGCCACCGCAGCAGAAGCAACCAAGUACUGGAGUACAGCAUUUCCCAUCACUUCCAGCAACCGAACGACAAGAAACUGAAUGGCCAAGCAACAUCAAUGUUUAUAUGAAAAAGGAGAAUGAAGGGGAUUAUUUCCGUAGUUCUCGCAAAUCACAAGCGAAGCAGAAGACGACGUCUCAAAAUCAAUCUUCAUCCACUGAAUCCACCAACACCACUGAAAAGAAGAAGAAAAAGAAGAAUGAAAUGACCUUGGAAGCUGCAUUGAAAGAGUUGCACAUCAAAGCAUCCACCACAGAGAAGAAUGGUAAAAGACGUGUCUGCCAUUGUCAAGCGACGAAGCAUCCUUUGUUGACAGUGGCACCAAAUUGUCUCAAUUGUGGCAAGAUCAUUUGCACUGCUGAAGGUCCAGGGCCAUGUACGUUUUGUGGCACCCCGGUUUUAUCCAAAGAGCAGCAGGUUGCGUUGAUUGCAGAAGCCAAGCGGAAACGUGCAGAGCAAAAGCAACGUAUGAAUGCUACACAACAACCUCGUAAAGCGCCUAGUGCAGCAACACCAUCAGUCGGCUACGCUUCCAAAGUUAGUGGAGAUAUCGUUCCAAAGAAUGCAUAUCAAGAACCAGUUUGGGAUGAGAAGGUUGAAGAUGAACGACGGAGGCGUGCAGAGGCUCAUAAGGAAAAGCUGCUGGAAUUCCAACGUACGAGUGCAAAGCGUACUACAGUCAUUGAUCAAGCUACGGAUUUCACUCUGCCGUCGGAUCAGCUGAAUCCCUGGUUGUCACCUCAAGAAAGAGCUCUUUUGCUUAAGAAGCAGCAGGCCAAUCUCAAGAAACUUCAGAAUACCGAUUCACAUCGUCGUGUUAUGACUAUCGAUGUUCAAUCCCGUCAAGUCGUUGUCAACGAGGAAAGUGCAAGUUCGGAUGAGGACUCGGAGCCAGAAGAACUACCACAGCCAUCGAAGAUGGAGCGCCCUAAACAAGAUGAUGGUUCAGCAGGGACCUAUGCACACAAUCCCUUGCUUAAAGGUGUUCAUGCUCCCAAGUUUAUUGGUAAACAAUCAACAAUCAAAGGAGGAAAAGCUAGAAGGAGAAAGGAACGGGUGCAAUUCGAUGAUAUGCUUGAUGAUUACGAAUAUGCAACUAGUGUAGCUGACGAUCGUGAUAUCCCUGUUGAGCCAAAUUCAUGCAUCAACAAUUAUUAG